Molecule: messenger RNA, 2940 nt
Organism: Xiphias gladius (swordfish)
Lineage: Eukaryota; Metazoa; Chordata; Actinopteri; Istiophoriformes; Xiphiidae
Gene: ap3m2
Product: adaptor related protein complex 3 subunit mu 2
Exons: 9
Coding region: 114-1424 (436 amino acids)
Biological process (GO): intracellular protein transport; endocytosis
Cellular component (GO): cytoplasmic vesicle; clathrin adaptor complex
Source: RefSeq, a predicted model, not a curated record
UCAGUCAGAACAGAAGGGUAAUUUUAUUGCAUUUUAUUCCUCUGUACCGGGUGACGGGGCUUUUCCUCAGUCAUGAGACUGAGGCAGGAGGAGGGACUGAUGUAGCAUCUUGUAUGGAGAUGGAGGCCUUCAACCACUAUGCGAUAGCCUUUCAGCCUCCAGCCAAAAUGAUCCACAGCCUGUUCCUAGUAAACGCCUCGGGGGACAUUUUCUUAGAGAAGCACUGGAAGAGCGUGGUCAGCCGCUCAGUGUGUGACUACUUCUUUGAGGCGCAGGAACGUGCCACUGAGCCGGAAAACGUCCCACCAGUGAUCCCCACACCUCACCACUACCUUAUCAGUGUGCUCCGGCAUCGUAUCUACUUUGUGGCAGUCAUCCAGAGCGAGGUGCCGCCGCUCUUCGUCAUCGAGUUUCUGCACAGAGUUGUCGAUACGUUCCAGGACUAUUUUGGAGUGUGUACAGAGGCUGCCAUCAAGGACAAUGUGGUAGUUGUCUAUGAACUACUGGAGGAGAUGCUGGACAACGGCUUUCCGCUGGCCACAGAGUCCAAUAUCCUCAAAGAGCUCAUUAAGCCCCCCACCAUCCUCCGCACAAUGGUCAACACAAUCACAGGCAGCACCAAUGUGGGGGAACAGCUCCCUACUGGCCAGCUGUCAGUGGUGCCAUGGCGACGCACCGGGGUCAAAUACACCAACAACGAAGCUUAUUUUGAUGUGGUGGAGGAGAUUGAUGCUAUCAUUGAUAAAUCAGGCUCCACUAUUACAGCAGAAAUCCAGGGAGUUAUUGAUGCCUGUGUAAAACUGACAGGCAUGCCUGACCUCACCCUGUCAUUUAUGAAUCCUCGGCUGCUGGAUGAUGUCAGUUUCCACCCAUGUGUCCGGUUCAAGCGCUGGGAAGCCGAGCGGAUCCUCUCCUUCAUCCCCCCUGAUGGAAACUUCCGGUUGCUGUCCUACCACGUCAGCUCUCAGAACCUGGUGGCAAUCCCUGUGUACGUCAAGCAUAACAUCACCUUCCGUGAGGGAAGCUCCCAGGGACGUUUUGACUUGACCCUGGGCCCCAAGCAGACCAUGGGCAAGGCUGUGGAGUCGGUCCUAGUCAGCAGCCAGCUACCUCGGGGUGUCCUCAACGCCAGCCUCAACCCCUCCCAGGGAACAUACACCUUUGACCCAGUCACAAAGUUGUUGACAUGGGAUGUUGGUAAGAUCAACCCACAGAAGCUUCCCAGUCUGAAAGGUACCAUGAGCUUGCAGGCCGGGGCCUCCAAACCUGACGAGAACCCCACCAUCAACAUCCAGUUCAAAAUCCAACAGAUGGCCAUCUCAGGGCUGAAGGUGAAUCGACUGGACAUGUAUGGUGAGAAGUAUAAACCUUUCAAAGGCAUCAAGUAUAUGACAAAGGCUGGCAAGUUCCAGGUCCGGACAUAAAGACUACGGCUCUGUGACUACCGGACCAAACCAAAAGGAGACUGAGGGGCUAUGUGAUGGGGGAAGGGGAGUUGGUACAUUCCCUGUGUAUAUGCAUUUUAGGAUUUACCUACACAAACUUGAGGCUCCUUGUCACAGUUGAAAAUGGACCAUUUCUCAUAGAAGCCUCUGUUGAAUGAAAAGCAUCAAAUGUUCAGUAAAGAGGUUAGAGUUUGACUGAAUCUGCAGAGUUUGAACCAAGUGUAACGAGACAUUUCCAUUUCUAUCCCAGUUGAAUCCAGGCCCAACCCAGCUACUCAGUGUAUACUACUCCUGAUCUAUACUUCUCACAGCAUUUUUCACUGAUCAUUUUAACUCCUGAGCCCAUAUCAAACCCCAGCAGUUACAUGACACAGUUUGUGCUAGUUUGUGUCACUUCAGGCUCCGUCAAGUUCAGGCAUAAAUUUCAAGCUCUAAGAAACAAACAAACAAACAAACAGGCCACAAUCUGACGCUGUACUGUUUCAGCUGUAGAUAUCAGGCUUGAAAGUGAUCCGUCCUCUACUUUUCCCACACAGUAUUUCAUUGUUUACAUCGUGUUUGUCUGGAUAAAUGUGUGCAAGUGACUAUUAUUUACAUUCCAAACAAGAGAUAUUGGAUAUUGGAGCAACAGUAAAUGAAAAAUGAGCUCUCUAAUAAUAAAUUGUGAUAGCAUGAGCUGUAUAGUAUGACAGUUUUUAUCCUAUGUUAAAGGACUUCUGCAAGAUAGGAUCAAAGCAUGUUAUUGUCUUACAGCAUACACAUUACUACACCAAACUAAUAGUCAAGAAACUAGUGGCUGUUGAUUAGGUGGAUGUGCUGUAACCGCUUAUACCCGAAGUUUUUUCAUGCAAAUCAUUAGUGGUAGGGUAAGCUUCUACUGUUCUAAAGAAACCUAAAUCCAAGUUUAAAUGUGCCCUUUUUUCGACUAUCAGUGUUCCACAGGCUCCCCAUUGUGAACUGCUAGUGAAAAUGCAUAAUGUAUUUCUUAUACUCCUGUCUGAUUCCUUUUCCAGCAUUCAUCUGUUUUCUGUUUGCUUUUCUGUUUGUUCUGUUCUUGCGCUCCUCUUGUCCAUCCUUUGAUGAUUUUGUCUGCAGCACUGGAGUCAGCACACUGAUGUAUGACAAUGUGAUACUGGAGCCGUCCUUAAUCAUGAACUUUCACAUCUGCUGGUACUAGCACUUCCUUUCAAUGCAAGUGAGAUGGCUGUAGAGUGACUGAAGCUGUUUACGCUGUUUAUUAUUACGACGGUCUCUGGGAGAAUUUCAGGUUCAUGUUCACCUGUUUUAUUCAACUUAAAUGAUUAUUUAUUAAACAAAACAAUGGAUUUGCUAAAGUAAUAUCUUGUGUACAGUGUUUCCCAUUCCUGCAUUCUAUCAUUAAAUCUUUAAAAGCUUUAACUCUACAGAAGCUUGUUAUUUAACCAUAUUAUGGCCAAACAGCAUGGGCAGUGUUCUCAGCAGUUUUAGUUUCCAACAUAUAGAAACAUGAAAAAGA